AGCUGUUGUUUCUCGAGGCCCCCAGCCAUUGUCUGCCAGAGAGUUGCCGAGCACUGCAAGGCCUUGUGCCGAGCAGUUCUAUGCAUGGCACUGCGAUCAGAUCGUUCUUAUCUCGAGUGGUGCUGAUCGUCGCGCCCUUGGAGGCCGCUGGGCGAUGCUUGAUCGACGAGCAGCCUCUGCUGCGGUACCGGAAGCCGGCCCUGCCGUAUAUUAUGCUGGAGGUGCACAAUUGGGCCUCCAGUCAGUUGGUCACCGCCAUCUUCAGAAUCCUGGUAGAAGAGUACUUGGGUUACGAGGUCGUUGAAAAUCGGGUUGGCACAAGCAACCGUGCAUUCAGGCGGGCCUCCCUCAAGGGAGACAACAUAGACAAAGACGGGGCCGAUGGCACAGCGUUGCUGCAGGCGCUGGAAGCAGGGGAUGAGUUCGGGUACGUAGCCUUAGAGGUCUGGACGGAACAGCAGCAGUCUGACAUAGAACACAUGACCACAGUAACGAAGCAGGCAACAAGUGCAGGCAGGAUCGGCUACGUCGGGCGGAGUGGCCUGUACACAGCCAGAGCGUCCGCCGAGAGCCCGUUGAACCUUGAUUCGUUCAAUAAUCUCAGAAUCCACACAUCGUUUCCGGAAAGCAUGCAGCGGUUUCGGUUGAUCAACGAGUCGUCUCAUUCUAUAGAUUGUUCUGAUCCGUCGCGUGGCACGGAUGCUUCCCGGCUGUGGCCGUUUCGAAAUUGGGACACCGAGCCAGCAAACAUAACAUGUCUGGCGUGCAGCAGUGGCAGUUGUAGUCUGUGGUGCCCUGCGCAUGUAGAUGGCGAUGCAAGUUUUGGCCCAGUUCCAAUUUUUCAUUUCCCAGGUUACGAGCGCAAGAUCUUCGAAGAGGUUGCCCACAACCAGCACCUCCAUGUCGCCUUCCGAUACCUGGAUUUGCCUGUGCCUGAUUUCGUGAAAGAAGUUGCGAGGCAUAGAGCCCCAUUCCUAUUUUACUUCUGGGUGCCGACAGUGGGGAUUGCAGCGAAUGAUUUUACAAGAGUUUGGCUCCCCGCGGAGGAUGACUGUGGAGAGCACGAUGCAAGUGACUCGAGUCGGUUGGGCACGUGGAGAUGCGAUACAUCUGGUCAGCAGUUGCUAAAAGUUAUGUCCAACAGCAUUCCUGAAAAUGCGCCGCUGGUUGAGCAGUUGGCCGUGCAUUUCAAAAUACCUGUUGGCACAAAGCUUCCGCCAGAUCUCCUCCAAAACAUUACUGAUUUUGCGGAUGUAGAUCUUCACGACGCAGGGAUUAGCCAGUUGUUGGGAGUCUAUGGCCAUUUUCAGGGCAUUAUGCCAGACGGUGAUGGCGAGGAGCUGAUUCGAAAUGUCGCAUGCCAAUGGGUGCGUCAGAAUCGAGACAUAUGGAAGGUUUGGUCUGAUCGGAACCUGCCGUGGUGGGUUAACAUUUCCAACCCGUUGUUGUUUACAGUAUCGUCCGUUGUGUUAGUGGGCUGCGUAGUUUGGAUCAUCGUGUGGGAGAUGUGUUGGUUGCGAUCGGGCAUGUUAGGCAAACGCUGUACGCGCAAGACGGAGAUAGACGAGUUGUGUGCCGACCUGGUUGGAUCCCAGUCGUCCACAUGGGCGCACUCGCUUCGGUCAUCCCUGGCCAGCAGGCAUAGUAUAUCCGGCACGUGCACUGAAAGUCUUGGCCAGGAGGGAUCGGACGACGCCCGUGGGGAUGUCUGCACAAUUGACUGGGCCACGUCCCUCUCCUUCGAGGCCCCACCCAGCGGCGUGAUAGAGCUCAAGGUCGCCCGCACAGGCGACUGCUCGGGCGCGGCGGCGGUGGCCGUGAGCGCCGACGGCGGCGACGCGGCGCAGGGCCAGGACUACCGGCUGCUGUCGCACCAGUGUGCCUUCAAGCCAGGGGAGAGCGCGCGUCCUGCAUCCGGGUGGAGAUCCUGAGCGCCCCCGACUUCGGGCCCAGCUACCGGGCCCGGAGGGGCUUCCACGUGUCGCUCGACGGGGUGUGCGCGGGGCGCGCCCGGCUCCGCCGCCCGAGCGCCACGGUGCAUGUGAGCAUCCGCGGCGUUGGCAGUUUUCUGGAUUUCAAGGGGGGCAAGCGGUCUACAAAGAACUUGUUGAAACGAUGGCUGAAGCUCCUGUACUACGAGGACAGGACGAGUUUCUGGUGUGCCGCUGGCUGCAAGGUGUACGAGAGCCUGCACGAAGUCGUGGUGAUGAUCCUUACCCUGCAGGUAAUCGUUGACCAGAUGCUGAACGACACGCUCUGGACGGUCGCUCCCGUCGCCGUCGCCAUGGUUUUUUCAUCCGCAAUCUUCACCCGAUGGCUCGACAUGGCCUUCGUGAAGUACAGCAGAGCCGGCCAGAUAUCGAUGCGCCUGCGUGCCCAGAUCUUGCGGAAGUUUUGGAAUCUCUCCAUGCAGUCUCAUUUCCGGUUGGACGAUCAGCAGGUGCGGUGGCUCAUGUCGUUACUUCGCGCAAACGAGAUUACCAGUUCGUGGCUUAACCUCUUCGACGUUAUAGGCCAGACGGCGAAAUUGGUAUUCAGCGUUUUCGUGAUCAUUCUCACGGCUUCUCAGUGGUUCACCGUCAGUUCUUUCUCCGAUGUGUUUGUCUCGCAAGCGCACAUUUUUCUAACAAUCGCAGCGUACGCGGUCUUGAGUUUUGUCAUCUUCCUUGUCGUGGCAAUGGGCGGCCGUGCGCAUCAGCAGGCCAAUCUGGUGGAGCGAUGCGAGGAGCAGCUCGACAUCAUCGUCAAGCAGUUCAUGUGGACCUUGCAGAAUUGGUCCAUCGUUGUUUCGGACAGUCCGCGCCUCGACAAAGUCGAUGAUAUCCAGCAGCACGCGAUGCAAUCGAACAGUGAGUACGCUGCUCUCCUCAGGGAGGUGUGGCUCGGGGAGAUAACAACCUAUUGGAUAUCUAAGUACAUAUCGUACGCAAUCAGGGUGGCUCUGAUGUACUACGGCGCCAUGACCGUCAUGGAUGCUGAGAGAUUCGGUGUGGGGAAGUUCACGGUCGGAUCAUUUAUUUCGAUUGUGCAGGUCGUGGAUGUAUUCGGCAACACUAUCACGAAGUUGAACCAGGACGGGCUUCAAUUCAUUCGCGCAGGAGGCGAGUUGAACAACUACGCAGCCUUGCUUUCUUUGGACAGAGAGGAGAAGGAACAUGAGACUGAGGAGGUCGACGGUAGCAACUCGGCCAAUAUCCAGUCAUUCGGUGAUAACCGCAUAGUCUUGGAAAAUGUAUGCUUCAGGUACUCCCCUGCCCUGGAUGACGUCAUCCACGCUUGUUCUAUGGAGAUUUCUUUGGGCUGCUCUUUUAUCAUAUCUGGCCCUCGAAGCGCUGGCAAGCUCACGCUGUUGCGACUCCUGAUGGGUCGGCAUUCCAUGACACCUCGCUCUGGAGCGCUUCACGUGCCACCGUGGAUGAGAGUGUGCCUUCUUGAUGGGACUGGCCAUUUCAUCCCUGGGAUGUCGCUAAACAACCACAUCCUGCUGGGAACGGACCGUGCGAGCAAGGAAUCAAUUGCACAGUUGCUUGCGAGAGCGUUGCCGUUGCAAGGCCUGUGCAACAUUGUAGGCAGGAGGGAUACCAUUACCAGCGAGAGCAUCGAAAGUGUCAUCAGUGACAAUUCGUCAGGGCAUGCAGAUGAAGACGUCGCUCACAUCACGACGCGCGAGCGAUUCAUAGUGCACGUUGCGAGGGCGUUGCUUCGCGAUCCCGACCUGAUGCUCGUGAACACGAGGGCGGUUCCAGACGACUACUGGACCGAGAGGAUUUACGUCCUACUCAGCCUGUGGCAGCUGGCUGGCGGCUUGGAAGGGCUGGCCAAUGAGCUGACCCAGAUGGAGGCCGCCGACGUGUCUGUGCGAACAGGGCAGCCCUCCAUAAGCGCGUCUGAUCUUCUCAAGCGGCUCAGGCUUCUCAACGGAAGCGUCGCGCCGCGGGCGCCGGCGAGGGCAGCGGCGCCGCGGGCGCGCCCCUGCGCACGCUGGUGGUCCUGCCGCCCUCGGCCAGGAGAGGCUCCUGGCCAGGCCCGUGGGCAGCUGCUUCGGGGGGAUCAUCCGCCUCGGCGACGGCGACAGGAGAGCCAGUGCGUGGUCGAGGCGCUCGGCAACGGUGCGGAGCCCUCGCAGACCGUGGCGCCCUCCCUCGGCGACCGGAUGCCGACCCCGAGGUCUGUUGUGUCGGAGAGAAGGAGAUGCAGUCGGCCCUCUUCGACAACAUGGAACCUUUCUAUCGCUCUGACCUUAGUAGCAGUCGCAAUAUAAGCGAUCUCGUUCUCACCCGUCUCGUCCGUGGCCUCCCGACCAAUGUCCACCACACACCUCACAUGCACAAGCAGAAGCACUGGGCUCCAUGGGGUUCGUUGGCAGCGCUGCGAAAUCAGUGCAGGCCUGUCGGUUGUCCUUCUCGGACAGCUUAUGUUUCAUCCGUUGGGAAUGAGGGUGAGGACACGGUCCCCGUCUGACCGCCUGUGCGUGGCUCCUCCUGGACCCGCCAAGACGGCCUGCCCCGAGCUCGCUGUGCGCUUCCGCAGCGCAGCCUUCGCAGCACCCUGGCGGCGACAGGGUGUACCUUCUAAUGGCAGGGGAACGGCAAAGAAGAUGAGCAUCAGCAGUCGGAGGUCCAGCGCCCUGGCGGCGCCUCCGCCGCCGCCCCUGGCGCGCUCCGCGCGCCGGGGAGGGGGGGUCCAGCGCCAGUCCAAGAAAUCCGCGCGGAGCGCCACACAAGUUUAUGGUCUGAUCGCGUUUCUUCUUCGUCUGUUCUCCUCGGUCGCACGACGCAUGUUCCGCCCCAGCCUCCCUCCUGGGCAUCUUGCGCCUCACGCUGCUCUUUCCUGGUUCGGCCCAGUGGCCACUGCGUGACCGUCGGCGUGCCGUAUUCGCGACCACCCUCGCACGCCUUUGAGAAGUGUUCCGGCCCACUGGCCGAAAGAGCGCCAGCGGAUCCCCGAGGAGUCGAGAUUUCACCCGAGAAGAACCGCCAAUCAGUGGAUGGCUUG
Messenger RNA from Prorocentrum cordatum, 4995 nucleotides. The record is from the annotation of a GenBank genome assembly. Lineage: Eukaryota; Dinophyceae; Prorocentrales; Prorocentraceae.